AUGGGGUUGCCGGUUUCUGGGCAUCCUUACCAUUGGGUACCAUAUCCAUGGUACGUUGGGGCUUCCCCAAAUGCAUCAUCGCCGGGGACUGGGAGUAGCCUGAGCAACCCCCAGCUCGACGGGAGCCUGCCAACCACGAAUGGGGUAAACUCAGCCGUCGGUUCAAAACAAGUGAGCGGGUCGGGUGAACCGGGUUUAGGGUCGAAUCCCUACCCGGGUGUUUCUAAUGCGGCUUAUGGAUCUGGAUUUAACGGAUCGGGUACAGGGGCGAACCCCUACCCAAAUUUUCCACCGGGCUUCCUUCCGUUUCCGAUCGCUGCCGUCACUGGCCGACCGGAACCUAGCGACCCUUUAUAUGUAUCAACCGCCGACGAUCCAGAAUUGAAAUUGAUUAGUCUACAUCUUACCGGGUCGGAGAAUUACUCCAAAUGGUCACAGGAUUUCCGGCGGGCCCUUGUGACGAAGGAUAAAGACGGAUUUCUCGACGGAAUAAUACCCAUACCGUCGGACGAGCGACUGGCCAGGCACUGGAGAAAGUGCAACCAUCUCAUCCGAACGUGGAUCGGCAAUUGCAUCUCUCCAGAGGUGGCCGCCGGGCUUCCUCCGACGGAAGAUUCAAAAAGGAUGUGGGAUAACAUCAAAAAAAUGUACGGGAAACUAGAUUGA
Messenger RNA from Eucalyptus grandis, 666 nucleotides. RefSeq lists its product as uncharacterized. NCBI's taxonomy places the organism in Eukaryota, Viridiplantae, Streptophyta, Magnoliopsida, Myrtales, Myrtaceae. The transcript has a single exon. The coding region runs from base 1 to 666 and encodes 221 amino acids. The record is from RefSeq and is a predicted model, not a curated record.